AUGAUUGAUUAUAUUAUUACAGUUUUAUUCACUGGUAUAUUUACAACUAUACUUACGAUUGCCGUAAUAAUCGUUGAAUCGAUAAUUUGGCUUCUUCAAAGAAUAAUUGAUAGUGAUACUCGAAGAAUUAAUUAUACUCGUCAAGUAAUUGAUGAUAAAAAUUCAACAAACGAUAUGACUUCAUUUGACCCUACUUAUGGAAUUCCGGACCUUCAUGAGUACCUCAAAGAACAAUUAUCCCAAAGGAUAAUGUUCCUUGAUGGUGCUAUGGGUACUGUUAUACAAGGUUUACGAUUUACCGAACAAGAUUUUAGAGGAGAAAGAUUUAAGGAACAUCCAAAAGAUCUCAAAGGAAAUAAUGAUAUUUUGGUAUUGACGCAACCUGAACAUAUUAAGAAAAUUCAUAUUUCAUAUUUAGAAGCUGGUUCGGAUUUUAUAGAAACAAAUACUUUUAGUAGUACUAGCAUUAGUCAAGGUGAUUAUUCUGCUGAAAAGUAUGCUUAUGAAUUAAAUAAAGAAUCCGCUAGAUUGGCCAAAGAAGCUUGUAUUGAGGUUACAAAAAGAAAUCCAUCCAAACCAAGAUUUGUUUUGGGUGCCAUUGGUCCAACAAAUAGAACCUGUUCAAUUUCUCCUUCCGUGGAAAAUCCCGCAUUUAGAAAUGUGACAUUUGAUGAAUUAGUAGAGGCAUAUACUGAACAAACUAAAGGUUUAUUAGAUGGUGGAGCUGAUAUUUUGUUAGUUGAAACAAUUUUUGAUACAUUGAACGCUAAAGCAGCACUUUUUGCAAUAGAUAGUCUUUUUGAAGAUCAAGGUUAUAAAAAAGUUCCAAUUUUUAUUUCCGGUACUAUUGUUGAUCAAUCCGGUCGUACUCUCAGUGGUCAAACUGGUGAAGCUUUUUUAAUUAGUAUUGGUCAUUCGUCACCUUCAGCUAUUGGAUUAAAUUGUGCAUUGGGAGCUGAUUUAAUGCGACCAUUCAUUUUUAAUAUUGCAAAUUUUACAAAUUCUCCUGUAAUUUGUUAUCCAAAUGCGGGAUUGCCAAAUACAUUUGGAGAAUAUGAUGAAACUCCUGAAUUGAUGGCAAAUAAAGUUAAGGAAUUUGCUAGAGACGGUUUAGUCAACAUUUUGGGUGGUUGUUGUGGUACCACGCCAGCUCAUAUUAAAGCAAUUGUUGAUGCAUGUUCUGAGUAUAAACCUCGAAUUCCACCACCAGAUUUGAGUUUAGAUAGUAUGUAUAUUUCAGGUUUAGAAGUUUUGAAAAUUAAUAAAGAAUCUAAUUUCGUAAAUGUGGGAGAAAGAUGUAAUGUAGCAGGAUCUCGAAAAUUUGCACGUCAUGUAUUAAAAGGAGAAUAUGAAGAAGCGAUGGCAAUAGCAAGAGCUCAAGUUGAAAAUGGUGCUCAAAUUGUUGAUAUUAAUAUGGAUGAAGGAAUGUUGGAUGGAAAAGCUGCCAUGAUCAAAUUUUUAAAUUUAAUUGGGACAGAUCCAGAUAUAUCAAGGGUCCCAAUAAUGGUCGAUUCUUCAAAUUUUGAGGUUAUUUUAGCGGGAUUAAAAUGUGCACAAGGGAAAUGUAUUGUAAACAGUAUUAGUUUGAAAGAAGGGGAAGCUGACUUUAUUAAAAAAGCAAAAAUUAUUAAAAGAUUUGGUGCGGCAGUUGUUUGUAUGGCUUUUGAUGAAACAGGUCAAGCUGAUGUAAGGGAUCGUAAAAUUGAAAUAUGUGCAAGAACAUAUAAAAUUCUAACGGAAAAAGUGGGAUUUAAUCCUAACGACAUUAUUUUUGAUCCCAAUAUUUUAACAAUUUGUACUGGUAUGGAAGAACAUAACAAUUAUGGAGUAGAAUUUAUAGAAGCAACUAAAUGGAUAAAAGAAAAUUUACCUGGUGUCAGUGGUGGUGUCUCUAACUUAUCAUUUUCAUUUCGUGGAAUGGAUAAAGUUAGAGAAGCUAUGCAUAGUGUAUUCUUAUAUCAUGCCAUUAAAGCGGGUAUGGAUAUGGGAAUCGUGAAUGCAGGAUUUUUAACAAUUUAUGAUGAUAUUCCUAAGGAUCUACUACAAUUAUGUGAAGAUGCAAUAUGGAAUCGAGAUCCGGAUGUUACUGAAAAAAUUUUAGCAUAUGCUCAAAAACAUGAAGAUACUGAGGAAGCACGUAAAGUGUAUCCGAAACCAUUAGAAGUCAUUGAAGGACCUUUGAUGAGUGGCAUGAGUACUGUUGGUGAUUUAUUUGGUUCAGGGAAAAUGUUCUUACCACAAGUCAUCAAAUCUGCACGUGUAAUGAAAAAAGCAGUAGCACAUUUAAUUCCUUUCAUGGAAGCGGAACGUCAAGCAAAAUUUUUAGAAGCUGGGGGUGAAGGUGAAAAUGAUGAACCACAACAUGCAGGAACGGUAAUUUUGGCUACUGUAAAAGGGGAUGUUCAUGAUAUUGGUAAAAAUAUCGUCAUUGAUUUAGGUGUCAUGACUCCAUGUGAAAAAAUUAUCGACUCAGCUCUUCAAGAAAAUGCUGAUAUAAUUGGAUUAUCAGGUUUAAUCACUCCUUCAUUAGAUGAAAUGAUUCAUGUAGCGAAAGAAAUGGAAAGACGUGGUUUAAAAAUUCCAUUGUUGAUAGGAGGUGCAACCACAUCUAAAACACAUACAGCUGUAAAAAUUGCUCCAAAGUAUAGUCAACCUACAAUUCAUGUUUUGGACGCAUCCAAAAGCGUAGUUGUAGUAUCUAAUCUUUUGGAUGAAAAUUCAAAAGAAGAAUUUUGGGAAGAUAUUGCAGAGGAAUAUCAAGAAAUCUGUGAAGAUCAUUUCGCUUCAUUACAAGAUCGUCAUUAUUUGUCGAUAAAAGCUUCACGAGAACAAUCUUUUAAGAUUAAUUGGACAGCUCAACCUCCUCCAGUUAAACCGACAAUUAUUGGAAAGAAAUUACUUGAAAAUUAUGAUUUAAAAAGAAUUUCAAAAUAUAUUGAUUGGAAUCCAUUCUUCCAAGUUUGGCAAUUAAGAGGAAGAUAUCCUAACCGAGGAUUUCCAAAGAUCUUUAAUGAUGAACAUGUUGGUGCCGAAGCAAAAAAAGUGUAUGACGAAGCACAGAAUCUUAUAGAAAAAAUUAUCAAAAAUAAACUUUUUGUCCCUAAGGGCAUAGUUGGAAUUUAUCCUGCUAAUAGUGUUGGUGAUGAUAUUCAGGUUUAUGAAGAUGAAUCACGAUCUAAAGUAACAGCAACAUUUUUAGGAUUGAGGCAACAAGCUCAAAAAGAACCUGGUGAACUAUAUUAUUGUCUUUCGGAUUUUAUAGCUCCCAAAGAUACUGGAAUAUCAGAUUAUCUAGGAUUAUUUGCGGUUGGCAUAUUUGGAGCAGAAGAAUUAUGUAAAAAAUUCCAAGAUGACCAUGAUGAUUAUAAUAUCAUUAUGACAAAAGCAUUGGCGGAUCGAUUUGUUGAGGCAUUUGCGGAAUGCUUACAUGAAGAUAUUAGAAAAGAUAUAUGGGGUUAUAGUAAAGAAGAAAAUUUGGAAUUAGAGGAUUUAUUAAGUGUUAAAUAUCAAGGAAUCCGGCCAGCACCGGCAUAUCCUUCACAACCUGAUCAUAGAGAAAAAACAACGAUGUGGAACUUGAUGAAUAUUCAUGAAGAAAUUGGAAUUGAAUUAACCGAAGGAUUAGCGAUGUUACCUGCUGCCAGCGUUUCUGCUUUGGUAUUCGCGAAUCCAGAGUCCAAAUAUUUCGCAGUAGGAAAAAUUGAAAAAGAUCAGGUCCAAGAUUAUACUGAACGUCUGGGUAAGGAUCUCAAAGACACCGAAAAAUGGCUUCAACCAAUCUUGAAUUAUGAUUAA
Molecule: messenger RNA, 3795 nt
Organism: Diversispora eburnea
Lineage: Eukaryota; Fungi; Glomeromycota; Glomeromycetes; Diversisporales; Diversisporaceae
Source: the annotation of a GenBank genome assembly